Messenger RNA from Etheostoma cragini (Arkansas darter), 1089 nucleotides. Its product is annotated as pyrin-like. The annotation marks the transcript as partial. NCBI's taxonomy places the organism in Eukaryota, Metazoa, Chordata, Actinopteri, Perciformes, Percidae. The record is from RefSeq and is a predicted model, not a curated record. Gene Ontology annotation, molecular function: protein binding. The transcript has 7 exons.
UACCUUUUGCAGAUUCGUUUGAGGGAGACGGUAUCCAGCAUUCAGCCGAUGAUCCAGGACAGACUGAGAAAAGUGAAUGAAAUAAAAAAAUCAGUGGCUCUAAGCAAACAAAUCACAGAGAGGGAGAUAGAGAGCAGCGCUCAGGUCUGCAGCAUGCUGAUAAGCGCCAUCGAGAGACAGCAUGCCGGGCUGGUCGAGGAGCUGGAGAGGAGGCAGCAAGAAGCUGAGAGGAGAGCCCAGGAGCUGUUCCAGGAGCUGGAGGAGGAACUCAAUGAUCUGCAGAUGAGGAGCAGCGAAAUGCAGUACCUGGAGCAAACUCAGAACCCUGUUCACCUCAUACAGAGUUUCCCGUCUCUAAAGCGACUCCCUUCCACUAGAGAGUGGUCUGAGGUUGCAGUCCACUCAGAUAACUGCAUGGGGGCGGUGACGAGAGCCGUCUCCAAGCUUGGGGACAUCUGCCAGGAACUUGCCAACAAACUAUCCGCAAAAGAAGCAGACAAACUGGAUCAAUAUGCAGUCAAUGUCACUCUGGAUCCUGAUACUGCUUCAGGCUGGCUGGUCCUGUCUCCAGACAGAAAGAAGGUGAGCAUCAGCAGCAAGAAGAACUAUUGUCCAGUCCCAGACAGUCCUCAGCGCUUUGACUCCUGCGUCUGUGUUUUGGGGAAACAAAGCUUUGCAUCUGGAAGACGCUACUGGGUUGUUGAGGUUGGAGAUAAAACAGACUGGGAUGUCGGCGUGGCCAGGGAGUCCAUCAACAGGAAGGGGGUCCUCACUGUGUCUCCCAGCAGCGGGUACUGGGCGAUCUGCCGGAGGAAAAGUGGCAGUCUCAGCGCCUGUGCCGGUCCAUCUGUCACCCUCCACCUCCAGCAAACCCCCAAGAAAGUGGGCGUGUUCCUGGACUACGAGGAAGGGUCGGUGUCCUUCUACGACGCAGAAGCAAAGACCCACAUUUACACUUACAGCGGGUGUGACUUCUCUGAGCUCCUCUACCCGUACUUUAACCCCUGUGUUCAAGAAGAUGGGAAGAACGCCGCCCCGCUGAUUAUCUGUCCUGUUGACGGAGGAGUCAGGGAAGGUCGGGACAUAACC